Messenger RNA from Scomber japonicus (chub mackerel), 972 nucleotides. RefSeq names its product neoverrucotoxin subunit beta-like. The transcript is spliced from 5 exons. Gene Ontology annotation, molecular function: protein binding. Lineage: Eukaryota; Metazoa; Chordata; Actinopteri; Scombriformes; Scombridae. The coding region runs from base 154 to 972 and encodes 272 amino acids. The record is from RefSeq and is a predicted model, not a curated record.
UCCAACAAAGCUCUACUGACUGACUGUAACCUCUCAGAGAGAAGCUGUGCAGCUCUGUCCUCAGUUCUCAGCUCCCAGUCCUCUAGUCUGAGAGAUCUGGACCUGAGUAACAACAACCUGCAGGAUUCAGGAGUGAAGCAGCUUUCUGCUGGAAUGGAGAGUCCACAUUGCGGACUGGAAACUCUCAGUCUGUCAGGAUGUCUGAUCACAGAGGAAGGCUGUGCUUCUCUGGCCUCAGCUCUGAGUGCCAACCCCUCCCAUCUGAGAGAGCUGGACCUGAGCUACAAUCAUCCAGGAGACUCAGGAGAGAAGCUUCUGUCUGCUGGACUGGAGGAUCCACACUGGAGACUGGACACUCUCAGACUGGAUCAUGGUGGAGAACAGAGGCUGAAACCUGGUGUGAGGAAGUAUUUCUGUGAACUCACUCUGGACACAAACACAGCACACGAGAAACUCAAACUGUCUGACAACAACAGGACGGUGACAGCAGUGAAAGGGAAGCAGUCAUACCCUCAACAUAAAGACAGGUUUGAUUGGUGGCAUCAGCUGAUGUGUACCGAUGGUCUGACUGGUCGCUGUUACUGGGAGGUUGCGUGGAGAGGAGAGGUUUAUAUAUCAAUUACUUACACAGGCAUCAGAAGGAAAGGACGCAGUUUUGACAGCAGAUUUGGAAGGAAUGAUCAGUCCUGGAGUCUGAGGUGCUCUGAUGGUCAUUACUCUGUUUGGCACAUAAACAGAAAUACAGACCUCCCCGCCUCCUCCUCCUCCUCCUCCUCCUUCUCCUCUUCCUCCUCCUUUGUCUCUAACAGAGUAGCAGUGUAUGUGGACUGUCCUGCUGGCACUCUGUCCUUCUACAGAGUCUCCUCUGACACACUGAUCCACCUCCACACCUUCAACACUACAUUCACUGGACCUCUGUAUGCUGGGUUCGGGUUAGGUCCUGGUUCCUCAGUGUCUCUGUGUUCAGUGUAG